This is a messenger RNA of Pseudo-nitzschia multistriata, 1444 nucleotides long. The record is from the annotation of a GenBank genome assembly. NCBI's taxonomy places the organism in Eukaryota, Bacillariophyta, Bacillariophyceae, Bacillariales, Bacillariaceae.
GGAUUCGAUCCACACAUUAGGGUGCGUAUCUCGUACUUGAAGGCCCAGAGAAUGACUGGUUGCUGAGAACAAGCUUCCCAAAAAUGGCAUGCGCGAAAUCCCUAAAAACGCGUAAUCUUUUGUCAAGCGGAGGUAGCUACCGUAUGAAGAAGUAAGAAGUACUGUACUCUAGUACGUAUUUACCUACUGUACGAAGUAUUUCGUACGAAGAGUAAGAGGAAGCAUGCAUGGCUGUUCAUUUGUGCAUGCGUGUUUCUACGUGGUACAAAUCCCUACAUUGAAUUGUUGACGUUGUGCCACAAUAAAAAAAAAUAGUAUCUUUCGUGUCGUGUGUCACGUAAACAGCAUGAAAAUCAACAGCAGAAACAACGACAUCAGUAACAAUGCAAAAGAAGAACGAGUCGAAUAAAGUUCGGGCAGCGAGCGACACCGAAAUUUAGAUGAUACUGCUGUGCGAGGAUGGACAGAUCGCAAACCAGGUAGUAAAUAGAACCGCUCUGUAACAUAAAAGCGACAAGAAUUGCGACGACAAGCUCGGAAUACUGCAUCAAACCAGGUAGUAAAGAGAUAUUCUGAAGAGAGAUGGCKGAGGAAUCAUCAUCAUCAUCAUCGGCAGGGGAAGCCAUUAGGGAAGCGGCACUUUCUGCAGAAAAUGCAGUCGAAAAGUGCACUGCUAAUGUUGCUAUCGAAGUGCCCCCUGCAGCAAAUGCAGCUGAAGGAGCACCUGCUGCCRAUGUAUCGGCAGGAGAAAAAAGAAAWCUAGACGAAGGGGAUGGGGAAGAUGUGGUCGACACACCAUCGACCAGUAUUAAAGAGGUGAGSACUGAUGACGCCCCCGAGAACAAACCGAAAAAAGCAAAGAUCAGUAUGCCCCCUCCGGUCUCCUCUUCCCUAACGGACGUAGAAAAAUACACCCUUGAAUGCCCACCGCCCUCCGACAAUACCAACGAGGCAGACGCCAAAACCAAAAUCACAACCCCAAAUUUGAUGCUCUUUGGAUUGCAUCCUCUCAUCCAAGAAUUGCCACUACAAAAGUUUCUUGAAGACUAUGGGAAGGUCCUAGCGAUUACAGUACGCUCUGCAUUUGCCUCUCGUUAUGGGCAUGUUACAUUUGAAACGGUGGAAGAAGCCCGAAAAUGUUAUACAUCGAUAMACGGCGCCAAACURCUGCACAAGGCCUUUUUGGUACAGCCGUCCAUGGCAUCGGCGGCGCCAAAAGCCUCGACCUCGAUGGAUUCAAAAUCUAAGGAAAGCAAAGAUACCGAAACUACCGAAGUUAACACUAUAUCGACCGACUCKGCGGGAGCCGCUGCUGCAACAGCGGCUGCUACUGCCACCGCAACGACUCCCACUUAAAAAUUUCUARAAAAACACAAGUUCUGUACAUGUAGCAUCUGUUUACWACCAUUUACUGUAGAGAGUGAAAUUAAUUGACACGACCUUU